AUGCCAUCGCCUUCUAACAAAGAACGCCGCUCAGAGGACGACGACCUCGAAGCCGAAUCCCUCAUCCUUCAUCGUCUCUCCACAGAUGCUUCCGGCACAUCACGGAUACAGUCCCUUGGCGACACCAGCGCAACACAUCGCGUCACAGACGCCUACGAUGAUCUUGACGACGAGUAUGACCUCGACGACAAACGCAUGGAGAAGCUUCCCGCUCGUGGCGUGCUUGAGGGAUCUAACAAUUCAACGCGUAUCGAUAAGACUGGGCGUCCAGCAUGGUUUCGCGGUCUUCUCCAAGGCGAUCUACCUGGUCUCAACUCAAGAGGUGUAGGCAUGUCUGCAUCCAUGGCACAACGUAACAGACAACAGCGAGCGAGGUGUAUGCGUCUGAGUAUGCUCAUUGGCGGUGGGUUGCUCGUCAUUGGUGCCUUUGCCUUUGCCUUUGGUCCCAAAGUCGGUGUCUCACCAUCCGGGUUUUACGACUAUAUGGGUGACAAAUGGUACGGAGACAGCCGAGUGAUCCCAUUCGAGUUCAACAAGUCACCUGGCUAUCCUGGGUUCUACACCACUGGCGUACCUCCCAACUUUGCAGAACAUAUGACACGAACAGCCGCAGCACCGACACAAACUAUCGGUUCAUCGCCAAUCCAAACCACCAUCCCCGGCUUCCAAGAUGCAAACUUCAAUCCCUUCGAGCAUAUGGGUCCACUAACACCCUACGUCUCAUCCUCAGGCUGGGGCAUUGACGAUGCCAAGUACGCCGGCACACCCGCCACAACCCCCGGAUCCGGAAAGUUCUGCUCCCUCACCCAGGCUCACAUGCUUCACCGUCACGGCGCACGUUACCCCACUGCAGGCGGUCCUCCCAGUGUCUUGCGAAACUUCCUCGACGCCAACCCUAGCUUACGCUACACUGGCCAACUCUCCUUCCUCAACAACUACAAGUUCGGUGUCGGUGAAGAACUCCUUACUCCCGUCGGACGUGGUCAGCUCUAUGAUUCUGGUGUAAAGGCCGCCCUUUUGUACGGCAAACUCGUCGCAUCAGAUCUAGUGGAGAAGGACGCCAAGGGCAAGCCGAAAACUUUGUUCGCCCGUGCUGGAUCACAACAACGGAUCGUAGACUCCGGUCUAGCCUGGCUCAACGGAUUCUUCGGUGCCAACUGGACCCAAACCACUUCAUUUGAAAUACAAAUCGAAGAACCAGGCUACAAUACCACCACUGCACCCGAAUUUGCUUGUCCUGCAUGGAACAAAUCCGACAACUCUCCCGGCGGUCACAUGGCCGAUCGUUGGGCGGAGACUUAUCUCUCUGAUGCCAUCUUACGUUUGAAAAAUGAUAUCAGUGGAGCCUAUCUGAAUUCAACGCUAUUGUUCGGUAUGCAACAGAUGUGUUCCUACGAUACGGUCGCCUUUGGAUACAGCGACUUUUGCGCCUUGUUCACCAAGCAAGAAUGGCUGGAUUAUGAAUAUGCCUGGGAUUUAAAGUUUAUGAAUACCAAUGGUCCUACUUCGCCCUUGGGUCACGCCUAUGGAUUGGGUUGGCUCAACGAGUUGCUUUCCCGACUUCAACAUACACCAUGGAAUUCAGCUACACAGACUUCAGAGAACUCAACUCUGAACAAAGACCAAACUACCUUCCCCAUAGACAGACGCUUCUAUGUCGACUUCACACACGAUUCCACCAUCAUUUCAGUGCUAGCAGCAUUGAACCUGCCCAAGUUUGAUGAACAGUUGAAAGUGCCACAACGCGGCAAAGGCGUAACUAGGCAGAGGAACUUUGUCACGAGUAAGCUCGUUCCUUUUGCUGCCAGGUUUGUCGUCGAGGUCUGGAACUGUGAUGACCAAGCCGAAGAGGAGGGAGAGCGAGAUUGGGUAAGGUUCAAGUUGAAUGAUGCAGUGAUACCGUUGAGACAGUACAAGGAGUGUGGCGAGCGCAAGGAUGGUUUGUGUAAGAUGAAGGAUCUAUUGAAAGCGCUGGAGGGGAGAAAUAGUCAUGGAUGGUGGCACAAAUGUUCUGUUUAG
Molecule: messenger RNA, 2019 nt
Organism: Ustilago hordei
Lineage: Eukaryota; Fungi; Basidiomycota; Ustilaginomycetes; Ustilaginales; Ustilaginaceae
Exons: 1
Coding region: 1-2019 (672 amino acids)
Molecular function (GO): acid phosphatase activity
Source: RefSeq, a predicted model, not a curated record